UCCAACAUAUACGGUGUCGGUUCGUUUGUUCUUCCUGCUCCUCCUCCACCUCCUGCAUCUCCACUACUGCCGCCGUCGGUUUGAUUUAUACACACGACGUCGAGGACGUCGGCCGUCGGGUGCGGAGAGAGUUCACUCACGUAGUGAAAUACUCACGUAGUAAAAUUUAAGCGGCGAUUUUUAGGGUCGAAGUGGGGGACGUUUUUGUUGGUGCUGGUUUUUUUUUUUUUAAUUAUUUUGGUGUAAUAGUUCGUGCAAGAUUUUUUGAGAUGUGACAAAUGAACCAAAGAAUGUAACCAAUCAAGAACGAGAAACGAUGGAACCAGGUUCGUCGGGUCCGAACUCGUGGCGGCCAUUUAUCUCGACGAUAUUCCGCGAGAACGCGAAUUAUACGGCGGCCACGGUAUGGCCGCCCCCGCUCCUAAUGGGCGGCUACGUGACCGCCCCCUCGCCCGCCAACUUUUUCUCGAAAAUCAAGACGGCGGUGGUGCGCGUACCGCCGACCGAAGGCGACUCGUGGUACCCGAUGGAGUUUCAGGAGAAUUCGAGUUUUUAUUUUGGCGGGGGCGGGGGCGGCGAGGUAGGCGGCGGGGACGAGGCGGCCCUAAUGCCCGGGGGCGGUAAUUUUUCUAACCGCACUUUUUUUUACGAGGAUCCGUUGGACGAGUUGAACGCUACUAUUGAGAUGGUCACGAUGAUCGUCACGGCUGUUUUGUUGGGGUUGAUUAUAUUGGCCACUGUUAUAGGCAACGUGUUUGUGAUAGCGGCAAUUUUACUGGAAAGGAACCUGCAAAACGUGGCGAACUAUUUGAUCUUGUCGUUGGCGGUAGCCGACCUGCUGGUGGCGUGUCUGGUGAUGCCCCUGGGGGCGGUACAGGAGGUCAACAGGGAAUGGUCCCUGGGGCCGGAAUUAUGCGACAUGUGGACCUCCAGCGACGUUUUAUGUUGUACCGCCUCCAUAUUGCAUUUGGUCGCGAUCGCUCUCGAUAGGUACUGGGCGGUAACGAACGUGGAGUACAUACACCACAGGACAUCCAAGCGGAUCGGUCUGAUGAUCUUCAUAAUAUGGGUGGUGGCUUUUCUGGUCUGUAUCGCCCCAUUGUUGGGCUGGAAAGAUCCCCAUUGGGACCAAAGGAUACGGGAGCGACAAUGUCUGAUCAGUCAGGAUCUUUACUAUCAGAUUUUCGCUACGGCUUCGUCGUUUUAUUUGCCCCUUUUAGUCAUAUUGAUCCUGUAUUGGCGAAUAUUCCAAACUGCUCGUAAACGUAUCAGACGUCGGAGACAAAUGAAUAAUACCACGCAACAAGCGGAGAAAAAUCCAGCGGUUAGCGGAAUAGCCGGCGGUUUGGCCGCCGCAAGUGGAACAGGUGGAAUCGCCGCAGCGGUGGUAACAGUAAUCGGGCGCCCCCUGCCGACCAUCUCGGAAGCAACGACCACCACCGCCUUCACCAACGUCUCCUCGAACAACUCCAGCCCGGAGAAAACCUCCUUCGCCAACGGCCUGGAGGCGGACCUACCGACCGCCACCGGUGACAGUGGCGGAGGCGGCACCACCGCCCCCCAAUACCAUCCGGUAAAACGAAAAAACCGCGACGGUUUAGACUCGAAACGCGAACGUAAAGCGGCCAAAACCCUCGCGAUAAUCACCGGCGCGUUCGUACUCUGUUGGCUCCCCUUCUUCAUUAUGGCCGUCAUAAUGCCGAUAAAAGCGGACAUUUUCGAUAAGUACAUGGUGUCGAUCUUCUUGUGGUUGGGCUACUUCAACUCCACCUUAAAUCCGAUCAUUUACACGAUCUUCAGUCCGGAGUUUAGGCACGCGUUCAAAAAGUUGCUCUGCGGUCGAAAUUACGCGCGACGCAAUCGACACUUUGGGGGCGGCAUGAGGGGCGGCGGGGGCGGCGCGGGGUUGGCAUGAUGGCGGCAAAGUGGCCGCGAGCCUUCGGAUACGGGCGAGGCGCCGGUGGCGGCGCGACUUGCCGCCCUCGUUGCCGCCCCCGCGGUCACCGCCGGUUCCAAGAACGUGACCUUCAAGUGCGACUGAUCCGAAGAGAAACGGCCGCCCCGUGGUAGUCACGUGGUCUCGCCGAUCGUGGAGUACGAGAGUAGUAGCAGUAACGAGAGGGUGGUACUCGAGAUGAAAUCGCUUAAUGACUUUUAGGAUCAUUCACCUUUGUAAAAGUACGGAUUUUAGGGGUUAUUUUAAUUUCAUUGAUGUAAUAAAAUCGACAUAUUUGGGAAAUUUGUGGACCGAUUUGAUUGGUUUUAGUUUCGUAUGAAAGCCGAUGAGUUUCUUGAGCAAAAAGGUCCUUACAAGUUUCCUUGUAACUACAAUCCUUGCAAAGUUAUUGAGGGGUUUUUCAGUAGAUUGAAAAAAAAUUUUGAUACAAUCAAAGG
Messenger RNA from Anthonomus grandis grandis, 2394 nucleotides. RefSeq names its product 5-hydroxytryptamine receptor-like. Gene Ontology annotation, molecular function: G protein-coupled amine receptor activity. Gene Ontology annotation, cellular component: membrane. Gene Ontology annotation, biological process: adenylate cyclase-activating adrenergic receptor signaling pathway. Lineage: Eukaryota; Metazoa; Arthropoda; Insecta; Coleoptera; Curculionidae. The coding region runs from base 317 to 1915 and encodes 532 amino acids. The transcript has 6 exons. The record is from RefSeq and is a predicted model, not a curated record.